Messenger RNA from Gracilinanus agilis (Agile Gracile Mouse Opossum), 2458 nucleotides. RefSeq names its product G protein-coupled receptor 135 (gene GPR135). NCBI's taxonomy places the organism in Eukaryota, Metazoa, Chordata, Mammalia, Didelphimorphia, Didelphidae. Gene Ontology annotation, molecular function: G protein-coupled receptor activity. The transcript has a single exon. The coding region runs from base 1 to 1641 and encodes 546 amino acids. Gene Ontology annotation, cellular component: membrane. Gene Ontology annotation, biological process: G protein-coupled receptor signaling pathway. The record is from RefSeq and is a predicted model, not a curated record.
AUGGUCUGGUCUCCGCUGAGCCCCAUGGAGGAGGAGCCGCCGCCGCCCACGCCCACGCCGCCCCCUCCCUCCUCCUCCAGAAUGGCCCUGCUGAGCAACCUGACGAGCUUGGGCGCCGCUCGCGGCGGGGGCAGCCUGCGCCCAGAGGAAGCCCUGGGCUCGGGCGCCUCGGCUGGCGUAGGGCGGGGCGCGAGCUUCCACGCGGCCGUGAUCUCCUUCACCACCGUGGCGGCCGUGGCGGCAGAGGUGCGGGCGAGCCGGGGCGGCGGCGGCGGCAGCGGCCUGGCUGGGGCCGAGAAGGCCGGGACGGGCAGCACCAUCCACAGCAACAGCAGCAUUCCCAGCAGCGGCAGCAUCCACAUCAGCAGCAUCCCCAGCGGGGAUCCCGUCCCGGCGGGGGCGGGGGCGAAGCGGCUGCUGCUGGAGCCCUGGGUGGCCGUGGCGGUGCAGGCGCUCGUGUUGCUGCUCAUCUUCCUGCUCUCCAGCCUGGGCAACUGCGCCGUGAUGGGGGUGAUCGUGAAGCACCGGCAGCUCCGAACCGUGACCAACGCCUUCAUCCUGUCGCUGUCCCUGUCUGACUUGCUCACCGCCCUGCUUUGCCUGCCCGCCGCUUUCCUGGCUCUCUUCACUCGCCCCGGCGGCAGCUCCGACGGGCCCCUAAUCGCCCGACCCUGGCAGCGCUUCUGCGCCGCAAGCCGAUUCUUCGGCUCCUGUUUCGGCAUCGUGUCCAUCUUGACGAUGACCCUCAUCUCUCUGGACCGCUACUACGCCAUCGUGAGGCACCCGGGAGAGAAGAUUGGCUGGCACAGGGCCCUGCAGUUCUUAGUUGCCGUUUGGCUCGUGGCAGUGGGUAUCUCUUUUCCCUGGGAUUUGAUGUGGGACUCCAAGGGGAAUUGGGACGGGGAUGCUCAGGUGGGGUCAAGGCAGAGUUUCCACCGCUGUCUGUACGUGUCUUACCCAUCUCGCUUGGGUCCCACCUACAACAUCUGGCUGAUCGUGACCUGUUACCUGUUUCCCUUUGGGAUCAUGUGCUUCUGUCUCUGCCGGAUUUGCCGGACCGUGAGAUUGUCGGAAAUUAGAGUACAGCCAGUAACAACCAACGCCCACCUGGUGCGCUUUUACAGCGAAAUGCGCACGGCAACCACCGUGCUUAUCAUGAUCAUUUUCAUUAUUAUAUGCUGGGGACCCUACUGUCUCCUGGUACUAUUUACAUCUGCAGCCGGGGCUUUGGAUGCCCAGACACCCCCAUUCCACCCAGUACUGGAUACCGCGGUCAUAUGGAUGACCUGGGCAAAUGGGGCCAUAAACCCUCUUAUCUAUGCAGUUCGUAACCCCAAUAUUUACAUACUGCUGAGGCACAAACGGGAGGAGGGCUACAGGACUAGAAAUGUAGCCACCUACUUGUCAAGCCACAGCCGAAAUCUGGAGUCCAGAAGUUUUGCUAACCGUCUCAGAGAACACUAUGCCCACGGGCAAGGGGUGUGUGGUAGAGUGUCUUCUUCCAGUUCUAAUGGAGAAGGAGGAGGGGAUGGGGUCAUGUGGGCUUGUAGAAAUCCAGCCCUACUCUUCUGCCGAGAUGGGCUACCAGACACUGCAUCUGAAGUAGCCAGGCAGAGUAAAACAGCAGACACUAGUCUCUAAAACAAGUGUGUGCAUGGAUGGAACCAAACACUAGCAAAAGAGUGCUCCAUCCUUUACAUUUUAGGGCUAGGGGAAUUCCAUUGAGAAUUACUGGAGUUCCUGAGAACCAAACAUUUUAUACUGAAAGAAAUCAAGAGUGGGGAGGGCUUGCCAUUUCCAGAAAGGCUGAUUAAAAAACAAAAAACAGAAAAAAAAAUUAUCCGUUUCUGCAAAAGUGCCGCAAAAUGCAAAUAAUUAAACCAACGUGACUGACCAUUGUGAACUGUAAGUGCCAAAAAAAGAGACCAAAACCAAAUACCAGACCACCUAAAGCCCAUAUGUAUAGGAAUCACACUGUGAAAAACAAUAAUACAAUGUCUAUUAUUAUUUAUUCAAAUGCACAAAAGUUCUCCAGCUAGGAGAUGUAAAUUAAAUACUUUUGAUCAACUUGUAUUAAUAUUGCCCUUUAAAUGACCAUUAUCUAACAAACUGACAGUCAGAAGCUAUUAGUAGAAAAUACUAUUUGUGUGUUUGGGGGAUAAGGUAUAAAGAAAGAGCAAUUAUUUUAUUCAUCUUAAGUAUGCUUUCCCCAUAGAGUGAUGGGACCAAAUUUAAAAAUUGGAAAUUAUCAUAUUUAUAUAUUAGGUGCAUAAAACAGUUUAGGAAGAACAAAAACUGAAAGCUAAAACUAUAAGAAAACGUAAUCAAUUUGAUACAAAAAAUGCAAACUACACCAAUGCCCUUCCAAGUAGUAAUAUUAGGAAGACUUGAAAUAUAUUUGGUGCUCCCUUCUUUGGCAUGAUCUAUAAAAUUCCCAGCCUAUUCUUUUGAAUAUCCU